UCUUUUUUUCCUGUUUCUAUUCGUCCGUUUCGUCUCCAUCUGAAGUUGGUGAAAACCCACUCUUUCUUCAGUGACUUUUGCACCUUACGCACACUCAGAGUUCUUUUUCUCUAUCUCUCUCCCUCUCUCUCUCUCGCGUUCUUAAAGGGAGGUAGAUCGAUGACUACCAAGAUGCAGAAAUCUCUCUUUCUCUCCAUCUCGCUCUCUCAGAGAGAACGACGGAGAAAAACAACUAAAGAGCAAGGGCAGAGAUCAUUAGUAUUUGAUCAGAUUCUUUGGGUUUCUAUCUACCUACUUAUGGCUCAAGUGGGAAAAUGGUGCAGUCAAUUUUGGUGAUUAAGAAUCUUGUGCAGUAACAUAAGUAGGAUAAUCUUAAGAAGAUGAAGCCUUUGGUGGAUCUGCCCUUUCACUACUUCAGAGCUAGAUGGUUCUCUGCUUCUUGUGUUUGUAUGGCUGUGUUCUCACUUACUGCAGUUGUGACUUUCCAGUUAACUGCUUUUAGCGUGAGCCAAUGGUCUGAGUAUAUAUGGAAAGCAGCGUCUCCUGCAAGUCCUAGUGGAUUUCAAUUACUCAGUUCUCAGACCACUGAUGGGAACAUUUUACAGCUGUGUUCUGCUAGACAAAAACGAGCUGGUAAAUUUAAUCAGUUGGAUAUCGCAAAAUUAGAAGCAUUAUGUACGCAAGAGCAGUUACUAAUUAAGAUCAGGAAGGAAUUGAAUGAGUUGGAUAAUGCUUCACUUCAAAGAUUUACCAGCAGCCAAAAGAUUCUGGACCCACUAACGAGAGGCUUUAGUGAAGGUAAAAAUAAUGAGAUGAUGAAAAGGAUCAAUGAAUUGCAGCAAAUAAUCGAUGGAAUGAGGGAACUUGUCAGAAAUUCUGUAACAUUUUUGCCUCUAAAGGAUAUGCGAUUCCAAAGCAAACCAGAAGCAGGACAUACAUGGUUCAUGAGCAGCUUUGAUGAAUCGAUUGAAGAUGGGAAUGGCUUCCUGCGCCUCCCUUCGAACGCAUCUAAACAGAGAAUUCUUUGUGUUAAGGGAAGGGAUCAUUCUGAUGGAACUAAAAAUGGUUAUGGAUUAGCAUGGAGAGACUACUUGCCGCCAAAUUCCACUCUGCUUCAUGGACUGACUUUUGUUGCAGAAAACUAUUGGGACUAUGGAAACUUAUGGCAUGGCUUGAUGGCUUUAGGCCCUUUUGUGUUGUGGAAUAAUAACAAUGAGUCUGUCAUGCCCAAGAGGAUUGUGUUGUAUCACAAGGGGGAGGUUGUGCAUGGAAUGGUGUCAUGGAUUUCUGAAGUGCUACACUCUGUAAUGGGGUAUAAACUGCCCUUAGAUAUCCUUGAUUAUGGCAAUGGCCCAAUUUGCUUUGAGCAGUCGCUGGUGUAUCGCCACAGUUUUGGCAGUCUCUCGCAACAGAAACGAUCUGAAGCAUUUGAUGUGAUCAGAUCAAAGGCACGUGCAUUCUGUAACAUAACAAUUGCAACCAACAGAAAUGACACUCCAGAUUUCAAUUUUACACUACUGACUAGAGCCGGAGCCAGAUCAUUUAAAAAUGAAUCAGUAGUCUCUUCCAUCUUCGAGAAUGAGUGCAGCAAAAUUCGUGGUUGCCAAUUUCGUAACAUCAGAGCAAAUGGUUUAAGCUUCUGUGAUCAGGUUAGUUUUCUGAGCACCACUCAUGUUUUAGUCACUGUACACGGAGCACAGCUGACAAACAUGAUUUUUAUGCCAAAAGGAAGCCAUAUAAUGGAGAUUUUUCCUAAGGGAUGGCUGGAGUUUGCUGGAAUUGGACAGUACGUGUUCCACUGGUUGGCUGAUUGGGCUGGAAUGAAGCAUGAAGGCACAUGGCGAGACACAGAGGGGCCAGAAUGCUUGAGGCCAGAGAAAGAGAGGUUGGAAUGCUUCUCUAUCUACAAAAAUGGGCAGGUUGGAUACAACCAAACUGCCCUUUCAAGAUGGUCCGCCGAUGUGCUUAAAAAGGCGAGCAGCUCCAUCUCUGCUGCUAGUGACACUUCUUGAUAGUAGAGAAACACGAGAGAGAGCAAUGUAUAUGUAGUUACUAAUUAAAUCUUACAGUGUAACUAAUUCUACAGAUACAAGUACUCAAUACUUUUUUUUUUU
This is a messenger RNA of Nymphaea colorata (pocket water lily), 2114 nucleotides long. RefSeq lists its product as uncharacterized. Gene Ontology annotation, molecular function: glycosyltransferase activity. The transcript has 3 exons. The coding region runs from base 381 to 2012 and encodes 543 amino acids. The record is from RefSeq and is a predicted model, not a curated record. NCBI's taxonomy places the organism in Eukaryota, Viridiplantae, Streptophyta, Magnoliopsida, Nymphaeales, Nymphaeaceae.